Molecule: messenger RNA, 2285 nt
Organism: Durio zibethinus
Lineage: Eukaryota; Viridiplantae; Streptophyta; Magnoliopsida; Malvales; Malvaceae
Product: carbon catabolite repressor protein 4 homolog 1-like
Molecular function (GO): 3'-5'-RNA exonuclease activity
Source: RefSeq, a predicted model, not a curated record
UCCACCAGCUAUAGCCGGCAUUUCCUUUUUCUUUUUCUUUAAUCAAAACCCAUUUGACUCUGCCCAAAACCGUCAAAACAUUUUUACCAAAUACCCAAAGCACCAAAGCCUCUCAUAAUUGCUUCUUCUUUAAUCUCACUCAGUCUCUUAGUCUCAGGUAUUAUAAUUGUUUGUUAUUAGUAAGCUUGGACCCUUAAGCCUGGAGUCAAAAUGGGUUCUCAAGAAUCAGAAGAAAAGACAGAAUGCGAAAUGGCAGUGACUCUGCCUUCAACUACGCCAGUGGUGGGGUGCCUAAUAAACCCAGCCGUCCGUCUGAAAAUCAAAGGCACACCUACUCUUCAAACCCUCCGUCCACAUUCUUUCUCUUUCACCUGGUAUCGUGAGAUGGGUUGCUCUGUCCACCCUUCUAAGUUGGCUACUGUUCUGUGUAUGUCCUGUGUAAAACUAGAGAUUCCACUCAGUCAGUGUUGCCAUUGCUCUCCAAUGUGCCUCUUAGAUGGGUGGCAAAUACAUGAGAAGCGUCAUUGUCGUGCAGCUAAAAUGAUAAAACAGCGUACAACUGGUGGUCAAGAAGAAUUAAUAAGGCUUAGGAGUUGCGGUUCAUGGCCAGACUUCAGUAGUGAUCAAUUACAUGGCGAGAAUGAAUUGGUGGUAGAGCGAGAAAGGAGAGUAUGGGUCAAAGUGGGCUCUUCUAAAACUUAUGAACCCUCAAUGAAUGAUGUUGGCUUCAUUCUUAGGCUAGAAUGUUUGGCUGUGGACCAUACUGAGGGCAUUCAAUUGGCUCCAGUCAAUAUCAUAGUGACCGAUCCCGUGAUUACUUUUCCCCCUCGUUGUCCUCGCUGUAUGAUUAAAAUUAGAAGUUGUCAGAAAUCUCACAACAUCCAUUUCAAACCCCAAUCUUCUGAUGGUUUAACAUUUAGUGUGCUAUCAUAUAAUAUCCUUGCUGACCUGUAUGCUAGCGGGGGUAGGUACAGUUACUGUCCAACAUGGGCUCUUGUCUGGGAAUACCGCAGGCAGAAUUUGCUGCAAGAGAUCAUUGAAUAUGAUGCUGAUAUUCUUUGUCUUCAGGAGGUGCAAAGUGAUCAUUUUGAAAGUUUUUUUAAACCUGAGCUGAUAAAACAUGGUUAUUCAGUUAUGUACAAGAAGAAAAGAACAGAGUUGUAUACUUCUAGUCGCCAAUAUGCAAGUGAGGGAUGUGCAACUUUUUACCGUCAUAACCUAUUCAAAGAAAUCAUGAAAUAUGAGCUUGACUUUGAUCAGAGGGCACAGUUAGUGGUCGAAGAUUUGAAACCUGAACUAAAAAAUGAGGGUUGUAUUCGCCUUAUGAAGGACAAUGUUGCUCUUAUUGUAAUAUUAGAAGCAAUAAGAAAUAGCAGAAUCAGUGAUGACUUUCAAUCCAGAAUUUGUGUGGCAAAUACACAUAUACAUGCAAACACUGAAUUGCCAGACGUAAAGUUAUACCAGGUUGCAAACCUUGUCUGUGGACUGGAAAAAAUUUCGCAAUCAAAGAUUCCUAUAUUGAUUUGUGGAGAUGUGAACUCUCCUCCUGCAAGUGAUCCUCAUAUGCUUCUAGUGACAGGCAGAAUUGAUUCUGUUUCUGGGGAGGAAACUGAUCCACUGGGUAUAUAUCAGAUUCUCAAGCUUAAACACUCUUUGGCUCUUGUUAGUGCAUAUGCCUCAUUUUUCCAUUCCACUGGGAUUGAAGCAAAACAGUUGAAUAGGAUGAACCCUGACAAUCAUGAGCCUUUGUUUACCCACUACACUCCUAGAUCCGUUGGAACCUUGGAUUAUAUUCUCUACACAGCUGACAGUUUGACGGUUGAAGGUUUAUUGGAACUUCUCGACUCUGAAAGCGUGGGGGUUGGUCUUCCAUCUCCUCUAUGGUCUUCGGACCACAUUGCCUUGAUGGCAAGUUUCAGACUGAAAACACCUUCCUCUGAAUCAUCUCCACCUCUUCCUCAGGAAAUAUGAUAGCAACCAAGAGAUGCGGUAGUAAUUUAAUCUGUAUAGACAAUAUAUGAAGAAAUACCAUUAGGAACUUUGUACACAGUUAUAGAGUCAAUCUCAAACCAGAGUAGUAGACAAUGAUGUUUGCAAGCACACUUCUUUCAGAUACUUUCAGGUAGUCUUGCUACCUAAUUUCAUAACCCUGUAACUAAUGCUGGUGAUAACAUUUGAACUUCUUUUUCCUCAUCUUUGCUAUAUAGUUUGUGCCAGUAUUCUAUAGCAGUCUCAAUUAAUCAGUUCUUGCUUGAUGGGAAUUGGGGGCUAUUUUCUCAUUUUAU